AUGGAGUAUUUAAGCAGGAACUUAGCUAGCUUGAAAGAGGAAAAAGACUUCAAAUUCCACCCUAGGUGUGCUAAACUAGGGAUAACUCACUUGAGCUUUGCAGAUGACCUCCUCUUGUUUACUAGAGGUGACUUGAAAUCUGUCCAAACUAUGCAGAAGAAGUUUACUCAAUUCACUGAAGCAUCUGGGCUGCAAGAAAACCUAAGCAAAAGUGAAGCAUACUUUGGAGGAGUUCAGGAAACAGAAAGGCAGCAAAUUCUACAGUGCUUAGGGUUCACAAGUGGAGAACUUCCAUUUAAGUAUUUAGGAAUUCCUCUAGCUACAAAGAAGCUGAGUCUAAUGCAAUGGCAGCCACUGAUUGAGAAAAUGACUAGGAAAAUUACCUCUUGGACAGCAAAAAACAUUUCUUAUGCAGGUAGAUUGCAGCUGGUGCAGAGUGUCCUAUUUGGGGUGCAGGCAUUUUGGGCACAGAUAUUUAUCCUUCCAGCAAAGGUGACUAAACUAGUAGAAGGACUAUGCAGAUCAUAUGUGUGGUCUGGGGCAAAUGAGAUCACAAAAAGGGCUUUGGUAGCAUGGGAUAAGGUAUGCUUGUCAAAGGCAGGUGGUGGACUCAACUUAAUCAACUUAAAGCUAUGGAACAUAGCAGCUAUUGCAAAGACAAGCUGGGAUCUAGCUCACAAGCAGGACAAGCUAUGGAUCAAAUGGUUACAUGCUUAUUAUAUCAAGACACAGCAACUCAAGACAAUGGCAAUUCCUCAACAAGCAUGCUGGAUGGUAAGGAAAGUGAUUGAAUCAUAUAGUAUAAUUGAAGAGAUGCAAUUUUCACAGGAUUGGAAGAAGAGUAUGAUCAAACAAAUAUACCUGCACCUACUGGGAGACUACAGCAGAAUGGAAUGGAAGGCACUAGUGUUUCAGAAUGCAGCAAGGCCAAAAGCACAAUUCAUCAUGUGGCUGUUGAUUCAAGACAGAUUAAUGACUUGUGACAGGCUAAUUAACUGGAAGAUCAAUGUAGAACCUGAGUGUGUGAUGUGUAAACAAGAAAAUGAAACUAGAGAUCAUCUAUUCUGGCAGUGUCCUUAUGCAACUCAAGUGUGGAACAAGAUGUGCAGAUGGCUUGGAAAGCAGCAUCUGGGAAAUGGCAACUGGCAACAGUUUCUUCAAUGGACCAUAAGGCAAGCAAAAGGAAAAUCCAGUUAUGCAAUGACAUUCAGAAUGAUAUUUGCAGAAACUGUGUACCAUUUAUGGCUUGAAAGAAACAGAAGAGUAUUUGAGAAGAAGAGCAGAAAAGAGGAGCAACUUACAAGAGAUAGCAUAUGUAGUUAG
Messenger RNA from Nicotiana attenuata, 1323 nucleotides. RefSeq lists its product as uncharacterized. The transcript has a single exon. The coding region runs from base 1 to 1323 and encodes 440 amino acids. The record is from RefSeq and is a predicted model, not a curated record. Lineage: Eukaryota; Viridiplantae; Streptophyta; Magnoliopsida; Solanales; Solanaceae.